Messenger RNA from Acanthamoeba castellanii str. Neff, 498 nucleotides. RefSeq lists its product as uncharacterized. The coding region runs from base 1 to 498 and encodes 165 amino acids. The record is from RefSeq and is a predicted model, not a curated record. NCBI's taxonomy places the organism in Eukaryota, Discosea, Longamoebia, Acanthamoebidae. Gene Ontology annotation, molecular function: acyltransferase activity, transferring groups other than amino-acyl groups. The transcript is spliced from 3 exons.
AUGGACGACAUCACCUACCGCCAAGCAACUCCCGAUGACGUGGUGGCGUUGUUGAGUGUGAUGGAUCUCGCUCUUGGCUCUGAGGAUGAAACGGUAACGAAGCCUGACGAGCUUCCUGCAAGAAUUGAGCGCUGGUUGCCACGCCUGAGCGACCCCUCCAUAAUCUUUUGGGUAGCUGAGGCGGAGGGUCGAGUGGUAGCGUGGACGCGAGGCCAGCAGCCUAUCCCCUGCCACCGCACCGCCGGAGGUGUUGAGUACGAAGCCGAGUGUGGACGCGGCAUCGGCAAGACGCUAUGGCGCAUGAUGUGGGACGCCACGCUCGCCCUCCUACAGCCAAAGAACUUCAUCGUUUGGUCUGUCCCGGGCGCCAUAGGCUUCUACAAGUCGCUCGGUGGGACGGAGAGCGAGAAGAGAUCCUUCUGCGACACGGAGCCGCUUGAUGUGCACACUGCCAUUGUUUGGCCAGACGCCUCGGACAGCGCACACAAACUCUUGUGA